AUGGCCGAUAAUGAAGGGGUGACGGUAGAGCUUGCAGAGCUGUUACGGCACCCUGAAGACCUCGAUAAGAUACCCUUUCUAAAGUCCGAGUUUAUUCGCAAGAAAGCCGCGGUAGACGGACAGCUCAAGGUUGGGCUCAAGGAGCAAUUGGAGAUCACACAGUCUGGCAUGAACUCGAUUGGAGAUGGACAGAGAACAGUCAAUCAGAUCAAGGAGGAGCUCAUGAAGAUCGACAAGCUAUGCGCGGAGUCGCAGAAUAUGAUCCGGGAUUUCCCUAAUAUCAAUUUGGUUUCCCAGGUGCACAGGAACUUCACCCAGGUAGAGACAAUGAAGGCCAAUAUUGAGUCUUUCGAUAGCAGGCUAGAUGAAUUGGCCAGGCUUCUGAGUGAAGACGACCAGGACCUGGAGAACCAGCCCAAUAUUCUCAACGUACACUACGGACUUACGCAGUUACGAGACAUCCGGGAUGACGCUAUGGACCAGAUCAAAAGAGCUUCGGAUGCGUCUCUAGAGAAUACACUCCAGAAUCAUUUCGAGAGAUUGGAAGAUGUAGUGAAUUGGUUCGAUGAGCACAUCGGCCAGGCUUGCAUGAACCUGAUACCUUUAGUACAAACGGACAACAAAAGCAUGAUAGUGCGCUUGGCGGUCAUCAUCGAAGAGGAGGAAAAAAGUGACAAGAAGGUCCAGGCAUUGCAAGAUGCUCAACGGGAUUACAAAGACCUUGCGUCCAGGUUCAAGUCCAUGAACACCAGCGCCAGACAAAUACGGGGUUACAAGGAGAAGUUCACGAAAGCCAUCGAGCUCUCCGCACAACAGAAUUUCGAUUCGGCAGAGGAAAAGUUUUUCGAAGAUCCAGACAAGCUGUCCAAGAUCAUGGCGUGGUUCUUCAAUGACCUUGUGGCCGUCGAGCAAGGCAUGACAGAACUGAUGCCCAAGAAAUGGAAGAUAUACAAGACAUACACGGAUAUAUACCACAGCUUAAUGCACAACUGGCUCAUCCGGCGGAUUGACGACCCCAACCUAGCCCCUCCACAUAUGCUGGCAAUCAUCGAGUGGACCGAGAAAUACUAUGGGAAGAUGAACAAGCUCGGGUGGAGUCAAGAGGAAUUACAGCUUCCGGUCCUCGACAAUAGAGAGAUCGAGCUGAUUCGAGACUACCGAGAACUGAUUGUGAAGUCCGUGGACGAAUGGAUGGAUCGGAUGCUCACCACCGACAGAAAAUCCUUCGCAGAGCGCAAGGAGGGCUCUUUGGACAACGACGAGCAUGGCUACUUCCGCACCAAGACCCUAGGAGACAUGUGGCGCAUGCUUCGCGAGCAACUCCUUGUCGCUGGCAAUUCAGGCCGCACAGACGUGGCCGAAGGGGUCAUCGACGCCAUGUUCACCGCUCUCAAAACACGGCAAAAUCUCUGGCAGAAGAUGGUCGAUGACCAGUCUGCUAAAUACAAGACGCCUACCGCCGAACAAGAUGGUCUCCAAGUCCUCCAAGACUGGCUGGUUGCGAUUGCCAACGACCAGAUCGCCUGCAUCGACGACAACGCUGAAGCCGGCCAAAUGGGAUACCUAAGCCGCUUCCAGCGCGAUUUUGAGCCCCUGGUCUCACCCAAAUACAUUGCUCAAGCUAAUGCUGAACUCGAAAACAUACGCGAUGGUUUCGUAGACCUAGGUACCCACUGCAUCACCACAUUCGUCUCCCUAAUCUUCAUCAUUGACUUCCGCUCCGUGCUACCGGAAUUCUUCACCGCGAAGUGGUAUACAGAAUAUGGCAUGAAACGUAUCAUUACAACUUUCGAGGAUUAUGUAAAUGACUACCAAGGCGUGCUGCACAGCUCUCUUCUUGACGUCUUCGUUGAGGAACUGGCAGACGAGCUCCUCGUGCGCUAUCUCUCCUCCGUUCGAAACAAGGGCGCCAAAUUCCGGCGCGGGGAACCAUUUACCGAUAAAUUCAAGGACGACGUACUUACCUCCUUCGAUUUCUUCGGCAAAUACCCAGAGUUUGCAACUAUCAAGCGAAAAUGGCGCGUAGUCGACUAUCUCGUCCGCAUGCUCGAGUCUGACAAGACUGCCGUGGCGACCGUCUAUGAGGCGUUCAAGAGAGAGUACUGGGACGUGCAGCUGAGUUGGGUCGAGAGCGCUCUCAGAGCCAGAGAUGACUAUGAUAGGAGCAUGCUGAGCAGUGUGAAAGCGAAAGCGACCGAGGUGUAUGUGGAACGAGGACCCGAGACCAUCAUGAGUAAGGUCAAAUGA
This is a messenger RNA of Letharia columbiana, 2247 nucleotides long. RefSeq lists its product as uncharacterized. The transcript has a single exon. Gene Ontology annotation, biological process: exocytosis; exocyst localization. Gene Ontology annotation, cellular component: exocyst. Lineage: Eukaryota; Fungi; Ascomycota; Lecanoromycetes; Lecanorales; Parmeliaceae. The coding region runs from base 1 to 2247 and encodes 748 amino acids. Gene Ontology annotation, molecular function: SNARE binding. The record is from RefSeq and is a predicted model, not a curated record.